AUGGCUGCUGUCGCACCACUCACUUCCGUCAGUAACGGUGCAUACGACCCGGAGACUGAGCACCACCCGGAACACGGCCCUCCUCGCUUCACAGCUGUCAACGGGAAGGAGACGGUUCCGCAUAGCUCAGCAAUUCCAAAUGCAGCCGCGACUGCCACACAUGGUAGUAAAGACGAACAAAGCGAAACAGUGGACGGCAAUCGGAACCCUAACGGCUAUCACCAUUCAUCGACAAGACUGGAACAGCGCCCAGUAGACGGCUUGCAUUCAACCUUGGAACUAGAAGAUAGCCACUCUCCACGGUCGUCAUCUCUCUCAUACACUGGAGCGAACAAGAACAAACGAAAGCGAUCAGAGUCUAUUGAGCGCCAGUUAUCGCAUCAAGAACCUGCUCAGGAUCAUGCUGUUCGUCGGUCAGAAGGUGAUAUUGAAGGUCUUACACAAUUAGGUGGAAACGAAGUGAACACGACUCACACAGCUUAUGAACACCCCAGCCAGCCACCUGCGGAUUACACUCGCGCAGAAGUCACAGAAGAAAAUCGUCUCUCAGAGACUAAUGGAUCGUGGCAAGACUACGAUUCGCACUUGGUUAGCCAGGCCCAAAAGGCUCAGAAUAUGGAUACGUCAGAUGUUCAGCUGGCAGAAGCAUUGCAAAGAGAGGCUCAUGAUACCGAUUCAGUUGAGCAAAGAACAUGGGGUACGAGUCGCCUUUCAGGCUCCUCGGAAAUUGACCAGCAAGCAUUUCCUCCAUACUCAGAUAAACAACAGUCCGCCGUCCAAGUAGGCCCAAAAAGAAAGCGAGUCUUCAGUAACCGGACAAAGACUGGAUGCAUGACUUGUCGGAGGAGGAAAAAAAAGUGCGAUGAACAACAUCCAGCAUGUAACAACUGCAUCCGAGGUGGAUUUGUUUGCGAGGGUUACUCAUCCCGAAGCACAUGGCAAAAGCCAUCCGGCACGAAAGGUCCGAUUCCUUUACAGUCGAAAGAGGGCUAUCCUGAGGCGACCAACAAUCAUUUCAUACAGGAUGUCAACGCUACGCGUCAUGAUCGUGCUUCGGUAGCCGUACAGCAGGCUGAAUUGAAUAAGGUUAGAUCGAUCGUGGAGGAUCACGAUCGUACUGCCAGUCAAUACAUAAGCAGUCCUACCAGCGUUGGACCUGCUCGGAGUUCUUGGUCGAAACGGAGCUGGCCAGGCGCCGCGCAUCCGUCAUAUUUGACAGAGCACAUGACCAAAUCCGACUACCGGGAAGUCCCAUCAAUUCACGAAUUAUCUCGCGAAGGACAAUCCAAGGCAGACUAUCAUGUCGUCCCUUCCAUCAGAGAACUAUCUCAGCAAGGUUCUCAUCCCAAACCAGGGAUGCCUAUCUUUCAAGGCGCUGUAGAUCAACGCCCAUCGCAUGUGAAUUCCAUGGACACGAGCAGCCCUCAAACACAAGCUCGCAUGGCUCUCAGUAUUGAGCACCAGUUAUCUGCGCGCCCUAGCGCUGGCGAAGAUACUGAAAGAGAUAAGAUGGUUCAUGGAGAUCUCUAUCGCCCAUUCGAUAUCCAGUUGGUUGAAGAUAGAGACCGAUGCAAAGCAGCCCUAUGGAGAUUCAACAACGCCUGCAAUCCUCAGUCCGGAGUCAGUUCUAAAGAACAGAACCGUUUGCUUAGAGAGGUCAUUAUUCCUCCUGUACCUGCUUCGCCAUCUGCUUCGCCCGCUGCACGACCUGCAGGGUCAAUUGGCCAGGGGGCAGUCGUUGAGGCCCCUUUUCGCUGCCAUUAUGGUUUCAACAUCCACGUUGGUGAAGAUGUGAUGAUCUCAGAAAACUGCUCACUUGUGGAUGACUGCCCCAUCAAUAUUGGUGCACACACAUGGAUAGGCCCAAAUGUUACGAUUCUAAGUUCGAUGGCACAUGCCAACAUGCAAGAACGUAAAGGGUCGCAGAGCCGUUAUCAAGGCCGCUCAGUGACGAUCGAAGAAGAUUGCUAUGUCGGUGCUAACUGUACUAUAUAUCCCGGAGUACGACUUAGGCGCGGUGCCUACGUUGCUCCAGGCGAGGUAGUGAAGACUGACAUUGUUGCAUAUGGAUUUCAAGGGCUAAAACCCAGCUACAUGUGA
This is a messenger RNA of Talaromyces proteolyticus, 2100 nucleotides long. RefSeq names its product putative acetyltransferase. Lineage: Eukaryota; Fungi; Ascomycota; Eurotiomycetes; Eurotiales; Trichocomaceae. Gene Ontology annotation, molecular function: DNA-binding transcription factor activity, RNA polymerase II-specific; zinc ion binding; acetyltransferase activity. The transcript has 2 exons. The record is from RefSeq and is a predicted model, not a curated record. Gene Ontology annotation, biological process: regulation of DNA-templated transcription. The coding region runs from base 1 to 2100 and encodes 699 amino acids.